Messenger RNA from Penicillium expansum, 1002 nucleotides. RefSeq lists its product as uncharacterized. The coding region runs from base 1 to 1002 and encodes 333 amino acids. NCBI's taxonomy places the organism in Eukaryota, Fungi, Ascomycota, Eurotiomycetes, Eurotiales, Aspergillaceae. The transcript has a single exon. The record is from RefSeq and is a predicted model, not a curated record.
AUGAAACGCACCGCACCUUCUCCAAAACGUCGGGGACUCAUUAAACAUGACCCUUGCCAACUUGAUCCCCAGCUAUCAAAGCUUUGUCCAGAGGUUAUUAACGUCAGCCCAGCCAGUGCUAGGUCGAUGAUCGAAAAGAUCAACUCCGAGCACGCUGAUAGACACUUGGCUUUCCGAAGCACGGGUGACCAACUCGAGCUUCUGAGGCUCGAGGCCUUGCGUCUCAAGAUAUUGGAGUCCACGAAACCCAAAUUGACUCCAGAAAAUGAGAUGUCUUCUCAAAACGCAGCCCGCGUUUCAACUGAGAGCUUGAGUUCCAAUGGAGAACCCGGUCCCACGGUCCCAAACUCGAUGCGAACCUCGAUGCGAACCCGUGCUUCGGUCCUGAGCGAAAGUGAGAUCAGUGUUCUUGAUCUCGGACCCAGUCUUCACUCUACCCAUCUCUCAGCUCGAAACUCUCGCCGCAACUCAUCCUCUGCAAGCCCUCAUACCGGCAUUGGUCUCGCCCGUACCACUGCUCCCAGCUUUAUGCCAGGACCUGGCAGCGACACUUCAGAACAACAAGUUGAACUCCACCUCAGGACAGAUGAGCUUGAGUCUGUCGCUCUCACUUCUGCCAGUGGUUCUGUUAACAACGAUUUCCCUCUGAAUCUACGUCAACGCCGCCAGAAUCGACCCCACAUCACUCUGCCCAGCCCCCAGGAGCUGCGCACUCAUCGAGUAAACCGUUCAUUUACCAUCAGUGGUGCUCAUAGUUCGAGAGAUGAAUCUGCCUUUGACCACAGCCCUAAUUCCUUCACCGACGAGCCCAUUCGCCGGAUUUUCUCGCUCUCUGUUCCACAAUCUCCCCAGUCCCCGGCCCCACCACCCCAUCCAACCCUACGACGUUCUCAGAGCUCGUUCAGUGGGAUGGACCCGGCAUUUUCAGCUAUGCGUAAUGCAGAGCGAGCAAAGAAAAAUGCACGCGAUGCUGCAGGCUCUCGGGAUACCGAUCGCAAGUGA